Molecule: messenger RNA, 824 nt
Organism: Trichomycterus rosablanca
Lineage: Eukaryota; Metazoa; Chordata; Actinopteri; Siluriformes; Trichomycteridae
Product: trypsin I-P1-like
Exons: 5
Coding region: 1-765 (254 amino acids)
Biological process (GO): proteolysis
Molecular function (GO): serine-type endopeptidase activity
Source: RefSeq, a predicted model, not a curated record
AUGAUUUUAUUGGCAGGAAAUACAGCAGAAGCCAAAGUGGAAAAAAGCCCCGCAAAAACUGGAAAUGCAAAAGUUCUAGUUCAGGUUGAAAAUAAAAGACAGGGGAGAAAAGAAUCUGAUGGGUUACACCAUGUUCUUAUUACAUUUCCUGGUGAUAAGGUUGGUGUGUGUGGUGGUAGUCUGAUCAGUCCCGAGUGGAUCCUCACUGCUGGUAUCUGCAAUAUUAGUGACACAGAAGUGAUUUUAGGCCACCACACUGACCUAAAAGGACAAAGAAGAAAAAUUACUAAAAUAAUCUAUUACACUCAUGGCAAGGUCACCCAUAACAUCAUGCUCAUGAAGGUGGAAACAAAAAGCUCAGACAAAUUCCACAAUAUCACUCUACCUGAUGUCAAGAACUGUAAAGCACCAGGCAAAGGGAAAACAGUGGAAUUGUUGGCAUGGAUCAAUGCUGUCUAUUACUUCAACAGGAACACUGAUGAGCCUCAGCAUCUGCAGACUGUAAAGCUGACCGUCACUGACUGCACCAAUGCACCAGAACUAGACAAGCAGCCAGUGCCAGAUUAUUUGGAGGAGGAUCUAAACCUUCUGUGCACCAAACACUCAGCUGAUGAGGACUGUGAGCUGUUCCCUGGGUCCAGUUUAAUAUUUAACAACGUCCUGCAUGGAGUGCUGGUGAACUAUGACUUAGAUUGCCAAAUGCAAGUUGAAUUUAAAGACAUCUGCAAAUACAGACAAUGGAUCAAAGAUAACACUAAAGUGUAAAAGCACACUGUAAUGUGUAAUGUUAAUAAAGAGAUCUCUGAUCUCCCUGUGAGCAUCAA